AUGUCUAAGAAGGUUAUGCAUGCUAUUUUGAAUCAUGGUGAGCAUUUUGCUGCUUUUCGUGUUAAUACUUCGACUACCGUAGAUGAAUUGAAGCAUUUUUCAUGUAAGCAGUGGAGCACUAGUUCUAGUACUGCAAAUUCUUGUGUAACUGAAAGUCCUAAGUUUGUAAAGGUGGUAGAUCAUGAUGCCGACAAGGCCAAGCCUCUGAUUUCCGAAGAAUGGUUAUAUAUUUUUGACAAGAUUGGUAGAGAAUUUAUGGGUGGUGUUAAAGCUGUUAGACUUGUUGUUGAUAAGUAUAAGAUGGCUACUGGUUACAAGAUUAGUAUUCUUAAAAAUGACAAGAGUACUCGUUUUAUUGCAAAGUGCCAAGAAGUUGGUUGUUGUUGGAGAAUUCACUUUGGGCCUGUGAAUGGUGACAUUUCUCGGUUCGUGCUGAAAGAUGUUAAUGUUCUUCACAGUAAUGAUGGUUUGGGAAAUCCAGGAGUUGUCGGUGACAAGACUUCCUUAUCUGUGCCUCAAUAUGAUGAAGCGCUGGUCGUUGAUGCUGUGGAGAAGACUUAUGGGUCCAAUAUUAAGUAUCACCAUGCCCGUAAAGGGAAAAAAACUGUAUUUGAACAACAGUUUGGUGAUGACGAGAAGUCGUGUAGCGAUUUAGCUUGGUAUGUCAAAGCCAUUGAGGAAACUAAUCUUGAUAGCUAUGUGAAGUUUGAAGUUGAUUAUGCAACUGAAAGAUUUCAGAGGAUUUUCAUUUGUUUCGGUGCUUGCAAGCAUAUUUAUAGGUAUCUUAGGCCCGUGAUUUACUUAUACGCUACUUUCCUUACUGGUAGAUUCAUGGGUGCUUUGAUGGCUGCAACAUGUGUUAAUGGAAACAAUGGUUUUUACCCAUAUGAUUUUUCUCUUGUUUCUGCUAAAAACAAAGAAAAUUGGUUUUGGUUUCUGGACAAUCUUAAACAAGUGGUCGAUGGUCGUCCGAUUGUUUUCCUUAGUGAUCGUGGAGAAGGACUUCUGCAGGGCAUUCCAAAAGUAUUUCCUGAUUCAUAUCACAACUAUUGUUUUUAUCACAUCAAGUGCAAUCUUCCAAUCAGAUCAGGUGAUGCGAAUUCCAAGGCCAUUAUUGAUUUGUUUCACAAAGCUGCUUACUCUUAUUACACAACAACUAAAUUUGAAGAAUCUUUACGGGGCAUGCAUGCAAUUGAAUGUGGACAUGUUGCUAAUUAUGUCAGGGCUAUUCCAAAGGAGAAAUGGGCAAAUGCAUUCUUCCCUAUAUGCAGAUAUAAUACUCACUCUUCAACUCUUUCCGAGUCAUUUAACAACUGGAUUGUUGAUCUCAAAAAGUUGUUUGCUUGCUCUCCUCGAUGUGAUACGUUUGAAAUUAUGAAGAAGAAUUCUACGAGAAGGGUAGAAGGUCUAGAAACUUUCAACACUAGGCUCACUCCCAUAUAUGAGGCUUUACUAAAGGAAAACAUCGACAUUGGUCAUACUUGGAGUGUUAGUGAAUCCAUGGAAAGAUUAUAUGAAGUACAUUCUCCCAGGUCUUAUUUUGUAGAUCUAUUGUAG
This is a messenger RNA of Papaver somniferum (opium poppy), 1557 nucleotides long. RefSeq lists its product as uncharacterized. The transcript has 5 exons. NCBI's taxonomy places the organism in Eukaryota, Viridiplantae, Streptophyta, Magnoliopsida, Ranunculales, Papaveraceae. The record is from RefSeq and is a predicted model, not a curated record. The coding region runs from base 1 to 1557 and encodes 518 amino acids.